Molecule: messenger RNA, 3071 nt
Organism: Hemiscyllium ocellatum (epaulette shark)
Lineage: Eukaryota; Metazoa; Chordata; Chondrichthyes; Orectolobiformes; Hemiscylliidae
Product: urea transporter 2-like
Exons: 11
Coding region: 234-1559 (441 amino acids)
Biological process (GO): urea transmembrane transport
Cellular component (GO): membrane
Molecular function (GO): urea transmembrane transporter activity
Source: RefSeq, a predicted model, not a curated record
AAUGCUGUGUGCUUCACAACUGUCUCGGGUAGUGCUGGGUGUAAACUGUAAUGCUCUUGUGGGUCUAUUCGGGCAUCAGAAUCUUCCCAAAAAGUUCAAUUCUGAUGAUCCUUGGAGCACUGUUCUGCAGAACUCGUGAUUCUACAUAACUCUUUGGGAGAAGUGAACUUCAACAUUCAUCCAGUCACUGAACUGAUGAAGGUUUCCUGUGCAAAGCCAAUGUGAUCGAUAAGAUGGAGACCUUUUGGGCAGGAAAUAUUAUAACACAAGGCGACAACACCCAAGCUGGAGGAGAGCAGGAAACAUUUCCAUUCAUGGAUCAUCAGAGAACAGAAAUCAUACAGAAGGAAACAAUAAUUAAACAGAGUGAUAUCAGAACAGAUAUCUGUGAAGGAAUUGGCUCAAAGGAUCCAUCCAUGGAGAAGAAGCAAACAGCAAUGAUUGAAGAUGUAUCUACUCUGCAUUCAGAUAAACGCAAAGAAAUCUUUUUGCAAAGAAUUGGCUACUUGUCUGGUGAUAUGAGAGAAUUUGGUUACUGGAUGAAAGAAAAGAACAUCAUUUUUCAACUUAUUGACUGGAACCUCCGUGGAAUUGCUCAGGUGAUGUUUGUCAACAACCCACUGAGUGGUAUCAUUAUUUUGGUGGGACUGAUUGUACAAAAUCGAUGGUGGGCACUAAAUGGCUUCAUUGGAACAGUGUUCUCAACUGUGGCAGCAAUUUUGCUCAGUCAGAACAGAUCCGCAAUUGCAGCAGGGCUUUAUGGAUACAAUGGCACUCUGGUUGGUCUUUUGAUGGCUGUGUUUUGUGAUAAAGGAGAUUGGUAUUGGUGGUUAAUCGUGGCUGUAAUCUUCAUGUCAAUGAUAUGUCCUGUUAUUUCAAGUGCCUUGGCUGCUGUGAUGGGCAAAUGGGAUCUACCUGUAUUCACUCUGCCUUUUAAUAUAGCUGUCGGAUUGUACAUGGCUGCAACAGGACAUUACAACCAGCAUUUUCCUCAAAUUUUUAUUGGACCAGUGACUUCGUCACAAAACAUUACAUGGUCUGAUCUCAGUGUUUCAAUGCUUGUGAGAGCUAUCCCUGUUGGUGUUGGACAAGUGUACGGCUGCGACAAUCCGUGGACUGGUGGUAUUUUCCUUGUUGCAUUAAUUAUCUCAUCUCCAAUCAUAUGUCUCCAUGCUACAAUUGGAUCUACUGUGGGUAUAUUGGCAGGGUUAACACUUGCUUCACCAUUCCAAAAAAUCUAUGAUGGAUUAUGGAGCUAUAACUGUGUUCUGGCCUGUAUUGCAGUGGGAGGAAUGUUCUAUGCCCUUACAUGGCAAACACACCUCUUGGCAAUAAUAUGCUCACUCUUCUGCGCCUACUUAGGAGAAGCCCUCAUGAACAUAAUGUCUGUGGUUGGAUUGCCUGCAUGCACUCUGCCUUUCUGCCUCUCCACAGUUACAUUUCUGCUGAUGACAACCGAUAAUAAAGCCAUCUGUAAAGUCAGUCUGUCUGAAGUGACCUACCCCGAGAAGAACAUCAGAAUUUACCAAGAAAUGAAAAAAAAUGAACAAAGUAAAUGAAAAGAGUAUAAUUCAAACAGUGUUAAUGAGAAGAACUACUGAGUACAAGAGAAAUAUAUAUGCAAUGCUUCCCUUUUAAAUACACAUAGCCUAUUAUAUAACCUGCAUAUUGUAUAAAUGCCUCAAAUACCGUGAUAUUUUCCACAGAUGUAAUCUGUGCCAUAUAAAAGAAUAUAUUCAUAUUUUUGAUGCAUUUAUCAUUGCCCACAUCAUUGGAUUGCUCCAAUUCUAACUACUGAUGUUGGAAAGUUAAUUAGAUGCCUGACAUUUGAGUAAAAUCCAUCCAUGUAUUUGCAGAAUUCAAUUUGACUGCUCCUCAAUGAGUUAGUGUAUUGAAAGAAAUUGGACUUCCAAAACAAAAACACAAAUAAAUAGACAUCGUGUCCCAGGGUACUUGACAGAGGUAGAAGCAAACAAAGAUGGGUUUGAAAAAAAGGAGUUAUCAGAAAGGUUUGGCUGAGAUGGUGAGUUUUAAGAAGUACCUUCAAGUAAGGACAGGAGAUGGAGAAGCAGACCAAAUCUUGUCCCAAAAUGGACAGAAGGAUGAAACUGAAAGAUACACAAUUGAAAACUAAUUGAGGUUGGAAGUGAGCAAAAUAUUAAGACAAGAUAAGGAACCAGUGAUUAUUUUUGAGACUUUCAUGGGAUGUAGAUUUUGCUGCCAACUCAGUAUUUGUUGCCCAUGUCUAAAUGACUCACUUAGCCAUUUCAGAGUUAAUCAUGUUUCUAUGGGUCUGGGGUCACAUAAAGGCUUGGAGGAAGUGAGGACUGCAGAUGCUAGAGAUCAGAAUCAAAAUGUGUGGCACUAGAAAAGCACAGCAGGUCAGCAGCAUCCAAGGAGCAGGAGAAUCAAUGUUUUGGGCAUUAGCAUUCUUGAUGAAGGACCUCUGUCGGAAAUAUCGGGCAUGUUCCUGAUGAAGGGCUUAUGCACGAAGCAUCGACUCUUGGAUCCUUGGAUGCUGCCUGACCUGCUAUGCUUUUCCAGCACCACACCCACAUAUAAACUAGCCCAGUUAAUAAUGACAGGUUUUCUUCCAAAGAGACCUUCAUGAAGUAGAUGGGUUUUAAAAAAUCAACAGUAGCUUUAUGGUCACCAAUACUGGGGCUAACAUUUAAAUUCCAGAUUUAUGAAUUCAAUUUUAAAUUGCACCAGACGCUGUGAUAGCCUUGAAACCAUACCCCCACCUGGAAUACUAAAUAAGUAAAACCACCAUUACCAGCACACCACUGCCACUGCCUCCACUUGUCAAAAAACAUAAGCCUGAUGUUGUUGCUGUAAAGAAAAAUUGAUAAUUUUAUAGAUUCCUUUGAGUGUUCUUGCAUUAUGACUUAUCAAACAUUUGGGCACACUGUCAGAUUGCUGCUAUUGCCAAACCAAAUUGUAACUUGAGACAGUACCUCCAAAACAGGUGAGAAAACUGGAGAAGGAAAGAGGUUUUUUUACCUUUAUGUGAUCCUGAUCAAUGCAAGGCUGCUAUGGAUCCACAGGGCAUUAAAAAUAUACUAAUGCAA